GGCACCUCAUCGGUACGGUUCGGUUUGGUUUUUUCGAACGGAGAGAGACACCAGCCAUGUGAUCGCCAGCCGCCAUCACUUUGAUCUGUAUGAAUAGCCAUCACAUCUGUGUGUCUCACAUCUGUGAAUGUACGAGAAUUUGACUCACCUCAAACAACAACACGAGAACAAAAAAACGGACAAAACAGUGCGGUCAACUGUUUAAAACAAAAAUUGUUCAUUUCAGUUUAUUUUCUUUUUUUUUGUGAUGGCAAUGCGUGCAUUUGUCCUCACUCUAUGGCUGCUCGUCAUGCUAACUGACGCAGCUCGGGCAAUUACCUGCUAUGAAUGCGAUUCGGUGAAUAACAAGGGUUGCGGGGAUGGCGACAAUUUUCAGCCCGAUGAUAUAGCCAAAAUCAAUUGUGAUGCCUUAGAACCACCGGAUACAUUGCAAAUAAUGUAUCCACAACGCCCGGAUACGGCAUGCCAAACCAAAUACUACAAAGGUUUACCAGGACAACCACUUUUCGUGCGACGCUCUUGUUAUUUUGGCGAUGUAACGUCCUUCGAAUUUCAGUGCGAUGAACAUCCAGAUUCCGUAGUGCCAUUUCUCAAUUUCUUGGCCUGCAGCAUAUGCAACGAUGAUCUAUGCAAUACGGCUGCUACAUAUAAAUCAUCUAAUUGGUUCUUACUAAUCGCUUUACCCAUACUAUUGGCCAUCUAAUGGGAGUCCAAGCGUCUUUAUAUCAUCUAAUGUAUCAUAGGCGGGUCUAGGAAUGUGAAAUGAGGAAACUUUGCCCCUUAAAGUAUGCAAGAGGCUGAAAAAGUAUUUAUUAUUUGAAGCAAAUUUAUAACUUCUUUACAUAUCUUCUUAAUAUGUUUCUAAGAAAGACUCUUUUGUCUGCUUAUUGCAUACUUUUGGUAGCAAAUUUCGUUAAUUUUCCGGUCUCUAGAUCCGCCCUAUAACUAUAUCAGCACAAUCAUCAGAUCCAAUUGGUUUAUCUGAGCCAUCAGCACAACGAUUUAAGCAAAUAUUUUUAGUAUUAAAAACUGAGAUCCGCAUCUUUUUAUACCCUCGUAGAGGGCAGAGAAGAAACUUUAUAUAUUCUUGAUCACAGUGAGAAGCCGAGUCGAUGUCUGUCCGUUUGUUCGUAUAAACUCCAUUCUCUUAGUUUGAAAACUAAUAGAUUGAAACUACCGAUUUAAGCAAUCAAAAGCCUAAUUGAGAUAAAAUUUGACAAUUUGUUGAAUCGGACCACUAUAACAUACAUAUAAGUGGCUUAAAUCAAAAUGCCUACCUUAUGGAAAAGGUAAGCCUCAUGGGAAAUCAUGAGAAAUCCUUUAAACACAAAAAUAUUAGGAAAACGAAACUUAUUCACGAAAAUUAUCUGAAAGAAUUAACGAUUUUAAAAUGUCUCCCACUACAAGGGUAUACAUACUUCGACUUAAGCUUUUUGCCGUUUUUAUUAUUGUAUCUUUUUUAUCAUCCGAUCGUUAUCUGUAUAUUUAGAGAUAACUUAAAACGAUAAUUUUUAAGCACAAUUUAUUUGUUCUUUUGAUGAAGCCAAAAACAACUUUAAAAUAAAGCAAGACCAACAUGGGUAAAAGAAGACGUUAUCUAAAUAAAAAACACAAAAAAAAAACAAGUCCAAAGAAUUCAAACAGAAAUAUAACUUUAUGUAUUUCCCCCAACUUUUACCAUAACAAACAAAAUCCAUUCUUUCAUUAUAUUUUUUUUGCAACAUUUUUCAUUUUUAUUUUUAUAC
Messenger RNA from Drosophila willistoni, 1745 nucleotides. RefSeq lists its product as uncharacterized. The transcript is spliced from 3 exons. Lineage: Eukaryota; Metazoa; Arthropoda; Insecta; Diptera; Drosophilidae. The record is from RefSeq and is a predicted model, not a curated record. Bases 248 to 703 code for a protein of 151 amino acids. Gene Ontology annotation, biological process: regulation of synaptic transmission, cholinergic; sleep; positive regulation of voltage-gated potassium channel activity.